AUGUAACAGAAUAACAAUUAUGAAUAGCUAAUAAAAAAGAAAAUCAAUCUGAUAAAUGAUUUUGAAAGUGGCAAGAAAUAAUAUUUGAAAGAAGUAAUAGAACGUCCAGAUACACCUUAAUUCUCAGAUAGAAAGAGAAAUGAGAAUAAUGUAAAUACACUAAACAUUAAAUAUAGAAUUCUUUCAUUCUAAUCAAAGGUAUAAUCAAAUUAUACAAUUUUCAGAAUAAAUAGAAUAUGACAUUAUAGUUGAUUAAGAGAUAUUCUCGUCCUUGGUAGAUGUGAAACCUUAUUAAGAAUAGGAUCUAAAUUAGAUGAUGAAUUAAUUAUACAUAUUUGUAGAUUCUAACUUUUGGAAUUUCUGUUUAAUGUUGGCAUAUGUAAGUUUUUUAUUCAUAUUAUUCUAUAAAGAAUGAAGAUACUUGGUUCUCAUAGUAAGUUAUUCCAUAUGAUAGAAUGGCUAAAAUUUUAGGAUAAAUAUUUUCAUGUGUUGAGAAAUUCGAUGAUUCAAUAAUUUAAGAUUUAGAAAAAGUUAUCAAUUAUAGAUCAUUAGCACAUUUAGAUAGAUUAUUAUUUGAAAAUAAAUUACCUUAAUUUGAAAAAGUUAUUAGAAUGCUUAGAACUUAAAUUAUAAAUAAUCCUCAUUCUGCAUUUAUCUUAAAAGAAGCUAAAAUAAAAGAAAAAUAGUUUGAUAGUUUUGCCAAAUUGUAAGCUUACAAAUCAUAUACACCUACUAAACCUUCUGCAUCUUCUUCUAAAGGUAUUUAAAGAAGUGAAAUACUUUAUAAUCAUUCUAAAUAACUUUAAGAAAAAGCUCGUCAUGGUUAAUUACUCAAAAUUAAAUAAGAAAAUGAUGAGAUGUUAUCAUUUUAAAAGAAUCUUAAGAAAACUUCAGGAGAUCAAGUUUUUUAAAGAUUAUUCAAUGAUUCUAAAGCAUUACAAAAUAAAUAAUAAUAAUAAAUUAUUAAUAAAGAUGAUGUUUUAGAUAAAGAAUGCACAUUUAAGCCUGAAAUUAAAAGUUCAUUAAUUAAAAGUGAUUAAAAAGUUGAUUAAAUUAAAGGAUUUGAAAAUACUAUUAAAAGAAUGUAGAAAGCUUAAAAUUAAAAAGAAUACAAAGAUAAAUACUUUGAAAAUAAAUAAUAAUAAUUAGAAAAAGUCAAUAAUAAUAAAGAGAUUAAAGAAUUUAAAUUAUCUGAAAGAGAAGAAAAUGAAGAACCAAUAUUAUUUUUAGAUGUUCGUAUAUCCAAAAAUAAAAUAGGAAGAUUAGGUGUUAGGAAAAAUGAUGAUUUACAUUAAGUAGUAAAGAAUUUUGCUAAAAGUAUCAUUUUUUAUUAUAUUCAAGCAUUUGCACUCCAAAAGACAUAAAUAGAUUCUUUAUAAAAGCAUAUUAAAAGUGCCUUAGAAACUUUGAAUAAACACUAAGAGUGA
Molecule: messenger RNA, 1427 nt
Organism: Paramecium sonneborni
Lineage: Eukaryota; Ciliophora; Oligohymenophorea; Peniculida; Parameciidae
Source: the annotation of a GenBank genome assembly